UACAUACAGAGACGCAGUCAGCUAAAGUUAUGGCUGGCACUUGUGAAUUUUGAUAGGAAUCUCGCAAGACUGGAGAAAAAUAUCAUAAGUUUAGCAGCCGACCUGGAGCAGUUGGGUAUGAUUAGAGCGAACAUUUUCAUCGCAGGGCAUGGAGAAGCAGGCAUCAGUGUUCAGAGGUUAGCCAACAGGAACCCCCAGCAGUUAUCCGGAAUAAUUUUGUUGGGUUCACUUCUUCAAAACGGGACGCUAUUCGAAUACUUUGGAAUGAAUGUGUUGACAGUCGCUGGCGACCUGGAUGGUGUGACAAGGGUCACGCAAAUAGCUCAGACUUUUAAAGUGCUUUCACAAGAAGUCGAGAAAAACAGGGCAAUGCAAUACAAGGCACCAAUGGUCAUUGUGAAGGGUAUCAACCACGGAUCAUUUUCUAAUGAUAUCUUACAAGAGGACAUGAAACGUUAUGAUCUCACUGCUGAGCUACCAAUCAGAAAAUCGCAGAGGUUAAUAGCCAGCUAUAUCAGCUUGUUUCUAUCAUACACUAUUCGAGGGUCUAGAAAUAAGAAACAACGAGAGAGAAUGUCCAAGUGGUUCCGAAAAACUACCAUGUUCCUUCAGCCGAUUCUUGAAAUGGAGAAGAUGGAGUUGAAUCGCUUUUACCAAUCACAGUGGCUCAAUACUGCUCAAAUGUGGUUGUCGGGACUCGGAGGAAACGACACUCAGUUCUUAAGGGUGAAAAGUUAUUCAAUUGAAGAAAAUAUCGGCAUAUCACCAGGUUUAUACAUACGAGACAAUAACGUACGCAUAGUCUACGUAACACUAUUUUUCUAUUUAAAACGAUGCGAGUAUCAGAGCGACUCAUAUAGUCAUCUCGCUCACUCACCGACUGAAAUCAGGGCAUUUAUGCUGAGUCAGAAACGGAUACAGUCCCACUUCUACAACGUCACGAGUGUCAGAGAUUUUACAUGCCGGGAUUUAAAUUACGCGGCGUUCGUCACGGCCCUAUCCAAAGUUCCACCCGAAGUGCUGAAACGUUACUACGGGAAACACAAGGGCGCCAUCUUUCACGAAGACAUUCACAUAAACAAUGAAAAGGAAUGGUGGCAGAGGAAGCUGCUUGUGAACUCCACCGAACACGAACAACACGUGACUGCAUAUCUCUAUGAAACAGAAGUGGAAAGCACAGGAAACGAAGUGGAAGAAGGUGGUGACGGUGGCGGAUUCUUUUACUGUACACUUCUUCCCCCGAGUCGCGUCAUGGAAUGGAUUUACGUUGAUGCUCUGCGAAACAACUACAAUAGCGAAAUCAAUCAAAGAUUUUGUUGACAGAUAUACAGUGGACAGCUAAACAAAGAUUGUACUACAAGAAUUCAUAUCCCAAAAAUCAUACCGAAGUUCGGGCCAUCUCUCGCUCCCGCAUACACCGACCAUAUACAUGUGCAUAUAUGCAUGUAUUCACAUUUGUACAUAUACACAUAUUCAUGCACAACUAUAUAUGUGUGUAUGUGUGCGUAUAUAUGUGUAUAUG
Octopus sinensis (East Asian common octopus) is the source of this 1522-nucleotide messenger RNA. RefSeq lists its product as uncharacterized. Gene Ontology annotation, molecular function: hydrolase activity. The record is from RefSeq and is a predicted model, not a curated record. The transcript is spliced from 6 exons. The coding region runs from base 118 to 1320 and encodes 400 amino acids. Lineage: Eukaryota; Metazoa; Mollusca; Cephalopoda; Octopoda; Octopodidae.